This is a messenger RNA of Cladocopium goreaui, 1548 nucleotides long. NCBI's taxonomy places the organism in Eukaryota, Dinophyceae, Suessiales, Symbiodiniaceae. The record is from the annotation of a GenBank genome assembly.
UUAGUUCGGCAGCUGGUAAGCAAUGGGCUGAAACUGCGGGUUCUGUGCAUUGCUGGGCGCUGGCAUUUGCUCACUCAUUGCUCAUGGAAUUGGAGACAACAGCGGCGAACAAAGCACAUCCUGUUACUGUAGUUGAUUCUGGUUGAGCCUUUUAUGCUCAGCUUUCUGGGAUGUCUUGGUAUUUUUGUAUUCCGUGCGUGGGCUGUGUCAGACCCUCGAUGCCCACCACCUUCAUGCUGCGAUCAGAAAGGUGGUCGAUGCUGGCAACAUGGUUUAUGGACGUUCUCCUAUUGCUGCGCCAAAGAUGGCGCAGAGGAUUGCUAUCGUUGGGGAGAGGAUUCCCCAGGUGAAGACAUAGCUUCUACAGUUGUCCACUCAGGAGUUCAGUGCAGGCACAUGUGUCAAUCGCAUGAGUCUUGUGCAUACUGGACAUUUAUUGUGGACGCAGCAGAGGUGGAUCUUACCAUGAGAGGGCGGUGCUUUCUGAAGUCAGCUCGUGCAUUGCAGCAGCUCGUGAAAGCGCAUCCUUUCGUGGUAAGUGGUGAGCGUCUCUGUCACUACUUCGGGGAGGGAAUGACGACAAGCGAAGCGCAGCUCCGAUCUGGUAUUCAGAUUGAAAGACCGUGGCAGACAGCAAUUCACCGGGGAGGACCUGGGUUGUUGGAUGGUGCGGGAACUCCUGCCUGGUUUCUUGAAGCCUCAAAGUCAUUGGAUGAACUGGGAUUUGUUGUGCUUCUGGACGCUUUCGAACAGCAACAACGCUCACAAUUGUUGGAUAAGAUUCAUGAGGUUUCCAAGAAGUUGUUGUCUUUGGAUCCAGAGCGCCUCGGAAAUCGUGGCCCUCGCAGAUACAGCUUUGGAGGAGCUUCCAGGACUUUGCACAUGAUGCAUAAGCGUGGCUGGGAACGGCUCCUGGACAACGAGGCUGUGCAUUUGCUGCUUUCAACGUACUACGAGGACGGCUUUUUGGCCUGUGGUGGAGGUGGUGACUUUGUGCUCCCCAACACCAGCACGUAUCAAUCCCUGCACCUGGACGUGGGCGGACCAGUUCAUAGCCUGGUGAAAGCUCCUGCCAUUGGUGUGAACUUCGUUUUGGAGGACUUGACCUGUGCAGACGCGCCACUUCGAGUCGUCCCAUUUUCACACCGAGACACAUCUGACCCACCAGAUUUGAUGUCGGAGUCCAAGGUGAUGAAGCAUUCCGUUCUGUGCCCUCUUCCAGCAGGGAGUGCCAUCGUCCGAGACUUGAGGCUUUGGCAUGGCGGCACCCCCAGUGGAUCAAGUUCCACGAGAUACCUGCCAAAUGCUGAGUUUGUAAGCCUUACUUGGGGCAGUUUGACGUGUGGUUCUGGGGAGAUUCUGGACCCUUGCCAGCCAGUGCUUCCAGCGGCCAUGUAUGGCACUCUCUCUGCUUUUGGGCAGGAGAUCUCAAGACGGCUGAUAUCUGCCGAACUGGACGAUAGCAAUGAUGAUUGGCUCAUUCCAGACUUUCGCGGCUACCAUCGGCACAGGCAAGAAGCUUACUGAUGCCAUGCACGGGCAAAAAAA